AUGGUUGGUGUUGAAGGCAUGCUAUUGGUACUUUUGAUGGAGUCAUCAAUGGGUGAAGGAGUUACGGACGUUAUUGAGCUAGAAAAUGAUGUGACAGAACUGAGUCAUGAGGUUCAAAUUUUACCGGAUUACAGUGGUCUUCGUGAAGAGAAAAUACCAAGAGUUGGAUUGCAGUUUGAUUCUUUGCAACUGGCAUUGGAAUUUUAUGCGACGUAUGCAAAGAAAGUCAGUUUCGUAAGUAAGAUUAAGACCACAAUAUUUAACAGCAUAACAAAGGAAUUCAAGAAACCAAUUAACCAAUCUAUUCAUUGUAAUCGGGAGGGUUUUUGCGAGUCUUGUGUGAAAGCAGCAACACGGAAGAACACGAUUGCAGCCAUGGGAUACAGAGCAAGGAUAUAUGCGAAGUUUGAUAGAGAGAAAGAAGAUCAGGUGUUGUUGAAGGUAGAAUUGGGGCAUUCGCAUCCAUGUUGUCCUAAAAUGGCAGUGCACUACCAUGAGUAUAGAGAGCUGAUCAUGCAUGCUAAGUGUGUGAUUGAGGAUAAUGAUGAGAUUGGCAUACGACCCAAUAAGACAUACCUACCAUUGGCUAAUGAGGUUGGUGAGUUGUCUAACCUGGGUUACUCAGAAAAGGAUGUGAGAAAUUACAUUACAACCAAACUCCGGUCUACUGAUAUCAAUGCAGAUGUUAAGGAGAUUUUGAAUUACUUCAUGUGA
Messenger RNA from Arachis ipaensis, 714 nucleotides. Its product is annotated as protein FAR1-RELATED SEQUENCE 5-like. The record is from RefSeq and is a predicted model, not a curated record. Lineage: Eukaryota; Viridiplantae; Streptophyta; Magnoliopsida; Fabales; Fabaceae.